UGCCCCUUUCAGGUAACUCUCCCAGUUUCUAUACUGGUCAUGAUGUGCUGUGGUAUGGAAUACCCCUUUGGCUAGUUCAGGUGUCCUGUCUCUGCUUCUUCCUGGCUUCUUGUGCCUCUCCUCACUGGCAGAGCAUGAGAUUGAAAAGUCCUUGAUCAGGGUAAGUGCUAUUGAGCACCAUCUAAAUCAUCAGUGUGUUACCAGCAGUGUUCUCAGACUAAAGCCAAAACACAGCACUGUACCAGCUACUAGGAAGAAAAUUAACCCUAUCCCAGCCAAAAUCAGGACACCACCUUUACCAUUUUAGGGUAAUCCUGUAGAGGUGAUGGUUUAUCAGACUCAGUGCUGGCUGGUCCUUCUGGCCCAGCUCUUUGUAAUUGUUCUUCAGCUGCUAAUAAGAUAUGUGACUGAGGUAAAUCAGUUGUUCUCCCUGCCCCUUCCCUAUCUGUAUAACAGGGGCAAUGAGAUUAGUGAGUGGCAAGUUCUAUGUCAGAGCAAUUUUUAUUAUCCUGAUUGAAGUUAGUUAGCCAAAAUGCUUGUGAUUAUUCACUGAGUCAACAAAAUAUGUCCUUUUAACUUGAUCACACACAUCUUUUGGGUAUCCUGUGAUGGACUUUGCAGAUGCUGGUGAGAUGUGAAUGCAUCGAUGUGCUGACAGCAUUUUGAAAAUGUGCCUCCAAAAUGAGAGCAAUAGUUGAGGGAACCUGUCCUCAGGGUAUGUGCAUGCAUGGUGCUGUGCUCCGUGUUCCUGGUAUGACUGCAACAGACAAAACAAUAGCAUGGCUAUAUUAACUUAUUCAUUGGUAUUAAUUAAUAGCACCUUUAGUGGUCAUAGUUUUGUGUUCUAAUUCUGGCAGAACCUGGCUAUGUUCAUGACCAUGGAAAACCUGGCACCGCUGAGCACUGUCGGUGAGCUUGCGCUUCAGCAGAGCAAGGCCAAGCUCCUCCAUGGCCAUGUGAGCGGUCCCUCCCGGCGCAAGCGGGAGUUCAUGCCGGAUGACAAGAAGGACACCAUGUACUGGGAGAAGAGGCGCAAGAACAACGAGGCUGCCAAGCGCUCCCGGCAGAAGAGGCGCCUCAAUGACUUCGCCAUGGAGAGCCAGCUCAUCGCUCUCAGCGAGGAGAACUCCAUCCUCAGGACAGAGCUGCUGUCCCUGAAGCUGCGCUUUGGGCUCAUCAGCCCCGACACCAGCACCUACCAGAGUAACUCCCUCCAGGAUCUCCUGGGAGUUUAUUUCAGAGGGCACAGAGCAGCCUCCCCGCACCUCGAGGCAGAGCCCUUUGCUGGCGAGCCCUGCUUCUUCACAACAAAGAGCUUUGUGCCAAAGGUGCUGGAGCCAGCAGACCUUUCCUGCAAAACCUUUGGCCCAUCCAGUAACAUCCUUGGCUGUGACUCCAAGCCAGCUCCCAUGGACACACCUGGCCUUCAGGAGCCUAUGAGGCUUGAUGCAUCCUUCAUAUCCACAGUCUGCUCUCCAUUCCCCAGUUAUCACUGCCCAGACAAAUAUGCUUUCCAUUUGCCUUUUUCAGGCAGCGCCUGCUUCUUGUGCCCGUCCCCCAGUCUAGCCAAGGUGAGCAAAGGAAGCAGCACAACUGUGUCAGAUGAAGAUGAUGAGCAACAAGUGCCCAAAACCUUUCCUCUACAGCCAUGCAGCCUGCCAUGCCCUUCAGAAGAUCAUCUGAAGGGCCGAAGCUACACUGCCCUGCCUCACAAGCUCCGUAUUAAGACCAAAACCCUCAGCAGCUUGGAGGAGAGUGGCCUGGACUCCCACUGAGGUAGCAGAGGAAUGGCCCACUGUGGGGCCAAGACCUUCCAAAGACAUGAAGGGUUUGGAAGGAGGGGGUGGGAGGAAAACAUCUUGUGCUUCAAAAGAGGGAAGUAAUUUUCUUUGCUUUGUGUAAAUGGUAGGGGAAUUUAUAGGUCUGGGCUGCAUCAGUACAGCACAACUGGAGCUGGCCAUUAUGUCCAUCUUGCUGGGUGAGACCUGCAGUUGUUGUGUAAGUAUGACUUCCACACAGCUGCUCUGCUUACAAACCAAGCUAAAAUCUGAGGCACGAUGAGGCUAAGACAGUAGAGGUGGUACUCAUGUAGCACAACAACUGCUUGGGGUAGCAACCAUUUGAAUUACCUGUGCUUCAUUGUUGCCUUCAUCUUCACAAAUGUUCUUCAAGUCUUAAUUGCUUGAUAGGAGAAACUGUUGAUGGAAACCGUUAAUCUUCAUCUGUCCAUGAGGGACAUGGGGGCAUGGUUUCACUUCUGUGAAAGAAGGAGGGGAUAUAGAAGUGUGCAAUGACCAGGGUGGGGAGGGAGAUGUCUAACAUUUUCUGCAGGUG
Molecule: messenger RNA, 2334 nt
Organism: Neopsephotus bourkii (Bourke's parrot)
Lineage: Eukaryota; Metazoa; Chordata; Aves; Psittaciformes; Psittacidae
Gene: NFILZ
Product: NFIL3 like basic leucine zipper
Exons: 1
Coding region: 867-1775 (302 amino acids)
Biological process (GO): circadian rhythm; regulation of DNA-templated transcription; DNA-templated transcription
Cellular component (GO): nucleus
Molecular function (GO): DNA binding; DNA-binding transcription factor activity
Source: RefSeq, a predicted model, not a curated record